AUGAUGGCGCUCUGCGUCAAUUUGCUUGAAGAGUUUAUCGCUCUCUCUGAUGGGAUGAUCGUUUUGGCCUCCUGGAACUACUUCUCGAGGCUUUGGUGUGUCUACGAAUGGGUGUGUGGCUUGCUGAUCCAUAGCGCCAUGGAGAUUGAGAUCCUGGCAGAUCCCUUCAUUCGUGACUCCACCGUCGAAGCUUGGUUUCCACCAGCGGCGCGGGAACGAACGCCGAACGCCUCUCGUUGGUGGAUUUCGCCAUGGCGGUUUUUGGAAGAACACUGGGGUAGCUCGGGUAGCUAUUGA
Messenger RNA from Durusdinium trenchii, 297 nucleotides. Lineage: Eukaryota; Dinophyceae; Suessiales; Symbiodiniaceae. The record is from the annotation of a GenBank genome assembly.